AUGUAUGUAUGUAUGUAUGUAUGUAUGUACGUAUGUAUGUAUGUAUUUAUUAUUGUAUGUAUGUAUGUAUGUAUGUAUGUAUGUAUGUAUGUAUGUAUGUAUGUAUGUAUGUACGGUAUGUAUGUAUGUAUGUAUGUAUGUAUGUAUGUAUGUAUGUAUGUAUGUAUGUAUGUAUGUAUAUACAUAUAUAUAUAUAUGUAUGUAUGUAUGUAUAGAUGGAUGGAUGGACGGAUAGUUGGAUGA
Molecule: messenger RNA, 243 nt
Organism: Gongylonema pulchrum
Lineage: Eukaryota; Metazoa; Nematoda; Chromadorea; Rhabditida; Gongylonematidae
Source: the annotation of a GenBank genome assembly